GUGUUUGUCGCAGCGCUGGCAGCGAGGAGGAAAUGCAUCCAACUCGUGCACGGUGCUGUCGCUGCUCGGAGCGCAGAGCGCCUUCAUGGGCUCACUGGCUACUGGACCAGUGGCCGAUUUUAUUUUUGAGGAUUUUCAGAAGUACCAAAUCGAUGUGUCUCUGGUGUCUGAGCACGCUCAGUGUGUCCUUCCAGCCUCUGUGGUCAUCAGCAACAUCAGCACAGGAAGCCGCACCAUCCUGCACAUGAACAGUUUCAUCAUGGCUGACUUCUCGCGGCGAGCAGUUGAUGUCUCAGCGGUGGUUUGGAAGGUUGAAGGUCAAACCCCGUCUGCGUGUUGUGUUGUUUGUCCGUCCAGUGGAUCUCGAACCGUCGUUCUCUCUGACACGUAAGACGACCUGAUAACCGGCAGGCGCCACACAGCGUUUACUAAACACCUCAUUAUCAAUGUGACCUCGUAACCAUAGAGACGGGCGUGACAUCGCUCCUAUGAAUCAGAUAAUAAAUCAGUCAGCAG
This is a messenger RNA of Plectropomus leopardus (leopard coralgrouper), 516 nucleotides long. NCBI's taxonomy places the organism in Eukaryota, Metazoa, Chordata, Actinopteri, Perciformes, Serranidae. The record is from RefSeq and is a predicted model, not a curated record.